AUGACAAUGGACCUGCGAUCGCUCACCUACGAGCCUGUGAUCGAGAAACUCAACACUCUCGAUCAGAACUUACCGCCAGUUCGGAAGCGUAAGCGCGCGUUUGGCAAGCCAUUGUCGGACCUUGGCUUGCUCGCAUCGAUGCCUCCGGAGCUCAUCCAAGCGACUCUUACUCAGCUUGAUCUCCAGUCCCUCGCCAAUCUUCGAAUGGUCAAUCGGCAAGCCUCAUCAACAGUCGAUAGUGUCCCUAUGUUACGUGCAAUUGUCAAGCACGCGCCCCAUGCAUUGCGUGGUGCAUUGAAGAUCGAGACGGCUCAAUACAUUAACUGCGAGACACUCCACAGAACGUUGCAUACAACUGAGUGCAAAACAUGUGGAGACUUCGGUACCUAUAUCUAUCUACUCACCUGCGAGAGAGUGUGCUUUUCAUGUCUCGUUUACAAUCGAAACUAUCUACCUUGCGAUUUCACCACACCAAAGAAGUUUGAAGCCCUCAGGGAAUCAUUGCUAGACCUACCACACAUGAUAAGUCUGCCGGGGAUAUACUCGCCAAGAAAGGAGAGGUGUCGCAAGCGUCUUCUUUGGGAUCGUCGGAGCAUUCUUCGCGAUGCGUCUGAUUCUAUAAAGGCCCAACUUGAGAAAAUCGAAGGCCCAUACUACACUGGAGUAUAUGCUGACAAGACACGCUGUAUGGCAGUUGUUGAGAUCCUAUCCUUGGAUGCAAAGACUGGACUUGUGAUUGAAGGCUUCCAUUGCCUUGCUUGUCGAGACUCUCGUUCGUACGGUUGGAAUGGGCAGCGCUUCAAUCCCAGACGCGCAUUCUGGUCCCACUCUUUCGAAGCUCACCUGGUCGAGAACGGUCCGAUCGUUGAAGGUCGACAUGAAGCGACGAAUGCAAGACAGUACCAGGCCAGGUAUCGUAUGACACUGGCUUGGAACCCAUUUUGGGACCAGAGCACGUAGUAGAAUACUCUACUUACUGUCACUGUAACCCAUGGGCGAAGUGGACAGAGCGACCAUUCAAUUCGGCGUAGACGAUUCGGAGACAGUGCUAGCCCAAUCGCACUCCGUCAACAUCGAUGCCCUCGCAUCACCUCCAUUUCCGCUGCUCAUCCUGCGUCCCCUCGCAACUUCCAAACCCCUCGCGUUCAACCGGUACGCUCCACUGGACGGUGCAUCUCAGCUUUGCCAGGCUUGAUCAUGUGCUGAAUACACAUGUGCAAGGAAGGUGGCAUCUGUUCUUUGUUGAUUGAAUCACACUUGACGUUGCUGCCGUGGCGCUCUGCGCUUUGGAUGUACUGCCCUUCUCUCUUGCAGCCACAUGUGUAGUUAUGCAUCAACAGGGUACACAUUG
Messenger RNA from Aureobasidium subglaciale EXF-2481, 1351 nucleotides. RefSeq lists its product as uncharacterized. Lineage: Eukaryota; Fungi; Ascomycota; Dothideomycetes; Dothideales; Saccotheciaceae. The record is from RefSeq and is a predicted model, not a curated record. The transcript has a single exon. Gene Ontology annotation, molecular function: protein binding. The coding region runs from base 1 to 960 and encodes 319 amino acids.